Vitrella brassicaformis is the source of this 3073-nucleotide messenger RNA. The record is from the annotation of a GenBank genome assembly. NCBI's taxonomy places the organism in Eukaryota, Vitrellaceae.
CCCCCACACACACAUACAACGUAAACACCAUUCAUUCAUUGAGUGCACAACAAGGCGGGCGAAAGGGGUGCACAAAAUCUGACUCGCUCACACACUCAAAGACGAAAAGAAAAGAAGAGAGCCCCUGACUUUACCCGACCCGAGCGCUAUGCUUUCACUCACGUACACACAUAUAUGGAUUGGAUGGAUGUGGCAUGCUUGUGGGUGGCAUGGAAUGGCAUGGAAUACAGUGGGUGGCAUGGUAUGUAUGGAUGGCGGAAAACGUCCUGUGUGCACGGACCUCAAGGAGAAAAGGCAGGCAGGCAGGCAGGCAGGCAGAAAAGAGGAAGGGAGAAAGGAGGAAAGGAACGAUAAGGCGCUGGGCACUCAUUCACUGAUGGGCAGGGAGCGGGCGAGCGGCAAAGGGAAAAAAAGGGAUGCCGCCGCUAAACCUGCCACACACACGGACCUCGUUCGACACGCCACUCACUCACUAGGCACUCACUCAUUCACUCAUCAAGGAAGGAAUCGGGCAACCAGUCAACGAAAAACCCUCUUUCUUCUCCUUCUCCUCCUCUCCACUCCACUGAGUGACUGCAUCGAGAUACGUGUUUAUGUACAGCAUCGAUCGCUGCAGUGCUCUCUCUCUCUCUCUUGCCCUCAUCUGUCGCAUAUCAUCUAUCGCAUAUCAUCAUUCCCCUCAGUCAGAUUUGAAAGGCAGGCUAGGCUAGGCACAGGGCAGACACCAGGGCAGGUGGGUAAUGGUUAGAUCUGAUCAUGGAGCGACAUACAUAUGCAAUGGGGUCGGCCGCACUUCUCUCCGAGAGGGGCGCCCAUCGCAUAAAAAUACACACAUACACACAGUCGGGAGGGAGGGAGACAUUGGGCAGGCGAGAGGGACGAAGGCAGACAGGCAGCAGAGAGGAGAGGAGAGGAGAGGGCCACCAGACAGAGCAGACGAUGCGCAGCAUCUCUUCUCCCAUCCAUCAUCACACAAACACGUAUGUUUGCAUUAUCGAAUUGAUAACCAGCCAGCCGGUCAGCCAGUCAGUAUGUUAUGUGCUCUCGCACACCCUUCCCACCACCUCCCACCCCCCCCCCACACACACACACACUUACACACCCUCAAGAGCGAUAAUACAUACCCCGCCCACCCCUCCCCACACACACAAGGCGUCGCGUCCACCGACAGGCAGCGAAAGAAAAACAAAGUCGACUGGCUGCAGCGGACACACCGGUGUGCGGUGCUAUACACACCACAACAGACAGACCACACAAGACAAGACAAGACAAGACAAUCCCCCCACUGCGCCCCCCCUCCCCUCAUCCAGCCGAGCUUUCCAUCAAUCAAUCAAUCGUCAUGCUAUCCAUCCCAUCCAGCCCUCCCACACAGAGAUACGCACGGGGACUGUACACCAAGGAAGAAAGGGGGGACGCGACGCUUGGCAGGGGCCUCUGUCAGUCGAAAGGUCGAAAACACGCGCACCGUCGUCAAGUCAUCACGACAGACACGGCCGCGCACCGCCAUGAAAACGACCGAUUGAUAGAUAGACAGACAGACAGAUGGAUGUGCCUUUAAAUCUACACCGGGAGAAAAGAUACACCCAAGACAGCCAGCCGACCUCCCCCUCUCAUGCCCACCUCAACGUGGACUGCCUCCUGCCCCGCCUCUCCCCGCCAGACUCUCCCCUCCCUCUAAACCGCCUUCCACCACCCAUCAUCCCCCGCAGGCCCAGACCAACCAACCCGCCGCCCCUGCCGAGCGUCCGCAGCCCAACCAAAGCUGCCGUGCCCAAUACUCGACCUGCCCCGCCCACCAGGGCCCCGCCGAGGCCCAUCUGCCUCGGCCUCUCGUCUGAUGGGGGGUAGAUCCUCUUGGACAUGGUAAUCAUGGGCGCGUCGCACUGAGAUUUGACGCCGGCGAUGCCGUCGGGGAUGAGCCUGCAGCCCCUGAUGACCUGCCCGGUCUCCUGGUAGCCGAGGGACGUCCAGAAAUGGCGCAAAGGCAUGUGAUCGAGCUCCACCUGACACAGAGACAACAUGCAACAUGCUGACCCUGUGUGGGUGGUCAAUUCCCCCUCCCCCUCUCUCCUUUGGUCUGGCUCUGGCUCACCUUGACAACGAUCUCCCUGGCCCCCCACCACUGUGCCACGGCCUCGCACUGCCUGACGAGCUCGCGACCGAUGCCUAUCCUCUUCAAUCUCGGCUCGACAGCCAGCUGGUGGAUGAAGAGCCGCUCGGGGACGAAGGGAGGGGGGGUGACGAAGGCGGGCGAGUCGCCGGAACCAUAGUCAUCGUAGGUGGUGUCGUAGUCGUCAGGGCCGGCUGACCGAUCCGAUGACACUGAUUGUGAGACGAGUGGCGGCGGCGCCUCCAUAAGAGACGACACAUUGGAGGUGGACAGCUCCACAUAGCCAAGAAACUCGCCGCUGUCGACGUGCUGACCGAAUGACAUACACACAGCACACACAGGUUCGGUGGGAUGUGAUGUGAUGCGUUCGUCUGUCCCUCCCUCCCUCUGCCUCUGUUGGUGGCUGUCUGGCGUCGUUUACGUACGUACCUCGGCCGAGAGCAGCAGGACCCUGUGUGUGUCUGUGGGGUGCUCCGUUCUCCUGUGCGCCGCCCUGAACCUCUCGUAGAGCUGGUUGGCCGUGUUCUGGCUGACAAAACCGGCCAUAAACCCAGAAGUGUGCCCGCCCAGCGUCCGCACUGCCAGCGAUGUGGCCUUCUUAAGCUCUCGACCAUACAUCGGCCUGAAUGAAUGAAUGAAACACACAGACACAUACAUGCCACGCCACGCCACAUGAGAUGAGAUGGAAACCGCACCCCAGUCUAGUCUCGCCGACUCACUCACUCACCUGACAGUCAGAUAAGGCAGCGAGCCGUCCUCCUCUAUACCAAAGUUGGCAGUGGAGGGCAGCUGAGGCGUCACGGCCAGCAUCGCGGGUGUUAACCGAAAUGCUGAAACCUGCCUGACGGUGCGGCCAUUGAGACGGAAGCAGUCUGCCUGGUGCGUCAGGAUGGAGUAGAGCAGGCAGACAAGAGCGACGGGCAGUAUCAUGUACGUAUGUAGGGGGCGGGCAGGGGAGGGAGU